This is a messenger RNA of Phaeodactylum tricornutum CCAP 1055/1, 1414 nucleotides long. RefSeq lists its product with no specific name. Bases 26 to 1414 code for a protein of 462 amino acids. The record is from RefSeq and is a predicted model, not a curated record. The transcript is spliced from 2 exons. Lineage: Eukaryota; Bacillariophyta; Bacillariophyceae; Surirellales; Neidiaceae.
ACCUUGAAAAGUAGACGAUAAGUAAAUGCCCGCGGAGAUGGACAGUAGUGAAGGUGACGACCGAGAAACUCCACCGGCAAUAGCAAUUCCAUCAAAGAAUUCAGAUUCCGAUCCCAACGCGGCGAAUUCUGUUUCAGAAUCCUCCGUCAGUGGCUUUCAGAACAACAGCGGGUCGAAGACGCCUGCCUCGAAUGGAACAUUGCUGACCACGGACCGCGCCCGAGAAGAAGUUGGGAGAUGGGUGAAUAAUGCGAUACUAUCAAAAGUCGAUUGCGAUGCUAUAGAUAUCCUUUUAAAGGACUACGAUUCCCUACGAGAAAAGACUACCAAGCUUAAAUCUCUGUUGGGUCGCUCGGCGAAGGCCCAACGCGAGGCAAAAGUCGAUCUUGACGCGAGUCAAAAGCGCCUCGACCAUGCAAAUCGAGAAAUCGAACGCUUAAACAAGAAGAUCGACAAGUUUGCGAAUCGGCCCACUCAUAUGGAGCUUCUCGCUGAUUUCGAGACAAAUUUUGAUCGUGCUCUGCUUAGUUUUGGACAGUCGGGUGGGCAGGACACCGCUCAGCCAGUCUCCCCUAAUGAUGCAGACAUUGAUAUCGACAAUUCUGCCGUUGUUGACGCUCUGCUAAUGCAGGAACUCUCUGAGUCUAAGCAGCGCAUUGAAAAGCUGGAAAGUUUGAAUGCUGUGCUCGUACACCGCUCGUCGCAAAUGGAGAGCGAAGCAAAAGAACGCAAACGGGAUCGCGACGAACUGAUGCGCCAGGUUGCCCACCUAGAAUUGGAGAAACGCAUGGCAGUCAUGGAGGCUGAAGACGCUACGAAAGCCAUGCAAGAAAAGGCUGCUAGUCUGGCAGAAAUGCAAAUGGAAAUUGAGCUCGUUACGAAGGCUUCCGUCAACGCCAACGUUCGGGCUGCACAAGGAGAAGAAAUUAUGAAGACGGUAAAAACGGAUAAACAGUAUGUUCAGGAGUUGGAAUCUCGGGUUCAGGCUUUACAAGAGUGGGCACUCGCAUCAUCUGAAUCGAAGUUCUUGGCCCAGGAACGAGUUCGACUUCUGGAGAGUCAAUUGAAAGUCUUACAACGAAAUCGGACACCACUUUCCGACGAUGCUUCUCCGAACGAGCGAAUCCUAUGGUUUCGCAAAGGAGCUUUGGUCGUUGGAGCAGGAGAUGUAGGAGCACGUGUCGUGGGCAUAGGGGAAGAAUUUGCCGAAAAACUGAGACCUUCGGAACGGGUGGUGCUGCGUUGGCAGUUCGAUCUGACAGGAGACGACCUCGACAUAUUCUUUAGCAUUUUGAAAGGACGAUGCGAGACAGCAACUACGCGAAAAAAUGCGGACAUUUUGGCUAGAGUACGCAAGGUGAAGGGCGGAGCGGCGGGGGAACUCGAGAAUGCCUUUGAUGUUGCGGCAACAUGA